This is a messenger RNA of Monosiga brevicollis MX1, 702 nucleotides long. RefSeq lists its product as uncharacterized. The transcript is spliced from 6 exons. Bases 1 to 501 code for a protein of 166 amino acids. NCBI's taxonomy places the organism in Eukaryota, Choanoflagellata, Craspedida, Salpingoecidae. The record is from RefSeq and is a predicted model, not a curated record.
AUGAAGAGCAAGUGUACACCACUGACGGGCCUGUGUACCAUCCUACUCCUGGCCAAUGUUGCCCUCUCCAUCUUCCUCCUGGCUUCUCGAGGCUGGGUGCGAUACGAACUGGGCCAGUAUACGGGGCGCUUCGGCCUGUUUGACUACCAGCUCAACGGCAAUACACGCGACUAUGGUGACGACCAACCCAGCUUUUCGGUGGCUACGCUCAUGGUCGCAAUGAUUGCCUUGGCCAUAUUCCUGGACGUUCUGGUGCUUGGCAUGGUCUUUGUCGCCAACCUGAGUCAUGCACCUUCUCUCAUGUGGACGCUCGGCAUGACGGCGGCCUCGACAUUUCUCAAGACAAUCAUCAUUGUCGUGUUUGGAGAGUGGUAUCGCACCAGCAGCGCCAGCGAACUCUUGCUCGUUGGCGACUUUUACGUCGGCCCCUGCUACAUUCUCGCCCUAGUCUCUUCUCUGACCAGCCUACUGCUCAUCUUUCUCAUCUUCAAAACCCGCUAGCCACAGCGCUGUGGGUAGUACGACAGUCUCAUGGCCUCUACGUGCUUCCUCGCCGUCAGUGACGUACACGCUGAGUCAAGCAAGCUCGUUCCUAAACGGCACUCGCGCGUGGCGGGCACAGGUGGGCAGCAGGAAGAUGGCAAAAAAUCUUUAAUAUCACGAGUAACCGUCUCUGCUAAAAGUUAAUUAAGAGUAUUAUUU